Symbiodinium natans is the source of this 4413-nucleotide messenger RNA. NCBI's taxonomy places the organism in Eukaryota, Dinophyceae, Suessiales, Symbiodiniaceae. The record is from the annotation of a GenBank genome assembly.
AUGGAGCUGGGAAGUGACGAUGGUGUGGUUGCUGUCAGCUUUAACGAGAACUCCACCGGCAAGACCUUUGCAGACACCAAGGUGCGAUACACCUGGGAACUGGCCAUCGACGGCAAGAUGCACACGAUCGAGUUCACCAACACAAAGACCUCGGGCAAGAAGCGCGUCUUCGUUGAUGGCCGUUUGUUACAUGAGAUGACAGUGUUGCGCUCGCGGAACUUCCAGUACAGCUGGCCGAUCGGCGGGCAUCUGCUCUCGAUCGUCCCUGUGCAGUCGGAAGGCUCCGACAGCAUGCUGGACAAGGUCAUGGACAGAGUUGCGAGCUCGGUCGACUGCCCUUUUGAACUGCGCAUCAAUGGCUUGCCCUUCCGCUCCUUCCGCAAGAGGUCCGUCGUGCCAGUGCGGCCCACGCGGCCUCUUCCGGUUAGCCAGGGCUACGUCAGCGCGCCCGCAGCCGUGAGCAGGCCGGUGCGCCCAUCGCCCGAGCAACUGCAAGCAGACCGGGAGUAUGAAGAGAUGCGGCGGAGGGUGGAGGACGUGAAGCGGCAGAAAGAGUCGCACAGGCCGCAGCUGACCCACCAGGAGUCCUUCGACCGACGCGACCCGCCAAGACAGCGAGCCGAGCUGGAGCCAAGAAAAGAGCGGGCCCAGAGCUUCGGAGGAGGAGAUCCCUGGAGCCAAGGAGGCGCCUUGAGCUCAAAGAGUCCGCGCAGAACCCGACCGUUUGAUGUUGAAGGGGAGGACGUGGGCUUCACCACCGGCGCUGGAGGAAAGUACAGCAACUUGGUCGACUCCGCUGGGUCAAGUGAGACCUCGGACUCGCCAGCCAACAAAGCCCAGGCACUUGCCCUACCGGACAAGUGGCCAUCGGCGGAUUGGCCUUCAGCACCACCAUCCCAGCCUUCGCUCACCUGGCCAGAGGCCGGUGCAGCUGGAGGGAGCUCCUGGCCACCCGCGCCGUCUGCGGAUCCAUGGGGGUCACCCACCCAGGCUCCGCCGCCGGCACGGAAGCAGCGGCAGCCAGUGCCCAGCUAUGCCAUCCCAUGGGAGCCCAUGCCGUCACCCCCGGCAGAGGCCAUGGCAAGGAAGGCUCCAAGCCCAGCCGCGCUUAUGGAUGCUCAGCCGCCCGGGCAUAGAUCACGGAGCACGUCCGACGAGAUGCCGCGUGCUGGAGCUCAGGAGCUGCUUGAACAGCAAGCGAUCCUGGCGAGCAUCCAGUCCACCAGUCCCUCCUCAGCUGGCGCGUCCGGGAACAUCCUGCAGCCCAUCCCGCGCAAUAAGAGCAGCUUGCCACAGCGCAAUGCGAAGAGCGCAGCGCAUCGAAAGGCCUUGCUGCAGUCCCUGGGCCUGCGCCCAGGCGCUUUGCUCAACAAACCGGCACCGCAGGCAUCGCAAGCCUGGCCAACUCAGAAAGCCGAGGUCUCUCCACAGCUGUCUCCAGCGACGCCGUCUCAGCCCAUGCAGUGGCCAGGGAUCGCUGAGGCGGCCAGCGCGGCCGGAACGGGCGCAGCAGGGCUGCUGCCGGUUGCAGCCCAGUCGACCUUGAGCCCAUGGCCUGGAACACCCUCAGACGUUCAGGACUCGGGUCGCUCACCGGCUGCAGCUUCACCCGGACAGGCCACCCUACGGGAGACUCCGACACAUUCUUGGCCGCCGACACAGGCAGCGUCUCGGGCUCCGGGGAUGCCAUCGUGGCCUCAAUCGCCCUCGGAGGUCUCGCCACUGCAGUCAGCUGAGCCUACGCGGUGGCCAGAGGAUGCCCGCCCGUCCGUGGCCAAUGGGUUGCCGACUGCCAGCCCUCCUGAGCAGGCAGCGACGCCUGCGCGUAGCGGCAGCCUUUCCGGGCAGUGGGAGUCACCCGCCGAGGAUGCUGCUUCGCCGCCUGAGCCCAGCCGCAGUCUUUCUGCGCAAUGGCCUGGAUCACCUGCCCAGGUGGCUUCUGCACCUGCGCCCGAGGGCAGCAGCCUGUCCCAGCAGUGGCCAAAGUCUCCUACAGAGGCUGUGGCAGCAGCUGAGCAGACAUGGCCAGCGCCAGCCCAGAUCUUCGGGCGUUACUGUGCCUGGGACACUCAGCUUGAGCAGCUAGCAUGCCAAAAGCAGGAGGCGGUGAUGCCGGGGCGCACCCGUACAGUCCACUGGUCUCGAGUCCCUCCAAGCAGCCGGAUGUUGCUUCGCCUGAGCCCGCCCGCAGUCUUUCUGCGCAAUGGCCUGGAUCACCUGCCCAGGCAGAAGGGGAGUGGCUUCUGCACCUGCGCCCGAGGGCAGCAGCCUGUCCCAGCAGUGGCCAAAGUCUCCUACAGAGGCGUGAACUCGCUGCGAACCAAGUCCGAAGAAAGUGGGAAGCUACUGGGCCUGGAAAAGAAGCCUCGGAGCGAUAGCGCGAUCCCAAUCUUCGGGCGUUACUGUGCCUGGGACACUCAGCUUGAGCAGCUAGCAUGCCAAAAGCAGGAGGCGGUGAUGCCGGAGCGCACCCGUACAGUCCACUGGUCUCGAGUCCCUCCAAGCAGCCGGAUGUUGCUUCGCCUGAGCCCGCCCGCAGUCUUUCUGCGCAAUGGCCUGGAUCACCUGCCCAGGCAGAAGGGGAGUGGCUUCUGCACCUGCGCCCGAGGGCAGCAGCCUGUCCCAGCAGUGGCCAAAGUCUCCUACAGAGGGGCCUGGAAAAGCAUUGAGAAGAAAAGCUUCCGCUACAAGCCUCGGAGCGAUAGCGCGAUCCCAGUAGCAUCCCAAAAGCAGGAGGCGGCGGUGCGUGAGCGCAGCGGCAGCCUUUCCGGGCCGUGGGAGUCACCUGCGGAGGCCGAGGGAGGAAAUGCGGCACUGACAGUUUCCCUGGCAGGGGCGAUGCUGCUUCGCCUGAGCCCAGCCGCAGCCUUUCUGCGCAAUGGCCUGGAUCACCCGGUGGCUUCUGCACCUGCGCCUGAGAGCAGCAGCCUGUCCGAGCAGUGGCCGAAGUCUCCUACAGAGGCUGUGGCAGCAGCUGAGCAGACAUCUCACUGGCCAGCGCCAGCCCAGGCCUCUCAGCAGCCUGCUCCCACGACGCCCGCUCCGCUGCAAUGGCCUGAGAUGCCCUCCGAGGCGGCGGUGCGUGAGCGCAGCGGCAGCCUUUCCGGGCCGUGGGAGUCACCUGCGGAGGUCUCGAGUCCCUCCAAGAAGCAGGAUGCUGCUUCGCCUGAGCCCAGCCGCAGCCUUUCUGCGCAAUGGCCUGGAUCACCCGGCCAGGUGGCUUCUGCACCUGCGCCUGAGAGCAGCAGCCUGUCCGAGCAGUGGCCGAAGUCUCCAACAGAGGCUGUGGCAGCAGCUGAGCAGACAUCUCACUGGCCAGCCUCUCAGCAGCCUGCUCCCACGACGCCCGCUCCGCUGCAAUGGCCUGAGAUGCCCUCCGAGGAGGCGGCGGUGCGUGAGCGCAGCGGCAGCCUUUCCGGGCCGUGGGAGUCACCUGCGGAGGUCUCGAGUCCCUCCAAGAAGCAGGAUGCUGCUUCGCCUGAGCCCAGCCGCAGCCUUUCUGCGCAAUGGCCUGGAUCACCCGGCCAGGUGGCUUCUGCACCUGCGCCUGAGAGCAGCAGCCUGUCCGAGCAGUGGCCGAAGUCUCCAACAGAGGCUGUGGCAGCAGCUGAGCAGACAUCUCACUGGCCAGCGCCAGCCCAGGCCUCUCAGCAGCCUGCUCCCACGACGGCCGCUCCGCUGCAGGAGGCGGCGGUGCGUGAGCGCAGCGGCAGCCUUUCCGGGCCGUGGGAGUCACCUGGAGAGGUCUCCAGUCCCUCCAAGAAGCAGGAUGUUGCCUCGCCCGAGCCCAGCCGCAGCCUUUCUGCACAAUGGCCUGGGUCACCCGGCCAGGUGGCUUCUGCACCUGCGCCUGAGAGCAGCAGCCCGUCCGAGCAGUGGCCAAAGUCUCCUACAGAGGCUGUGGCAGCAGCUGAGCAGACAUGGCCAGCGCCAGCCCAGGCCUCUCAGCAGCCUGCUCCCACGACGCCCGCUCCGCUGCAAUGGCCAGAGAUCCCUGCCGAGGAAACGAGCGUCUCCGCAGAGGCUACCGCGGCAGUGGCAUCCCCCGCUUCGCAGCCGGCUGCGGAGGAGCCAGCAAUGCCCACCAAUGCAGCUGCUCCGUCGCUGCAGAAUGCCCAGGCGCCCCAGUGGCCAGCAGCGGAUUCGAAGGCGACACCUGCCGGGCAGGCAUUUGAAUGGCCGGCACCUGCAGAGUCACCUGCGGAGGCUUCAUCCGUUCCGUGGCCAGCACCAGCAGGGGCGACUCAGGCGCCGAGAGAGGCCCCCGCGUCGCUCGCAUCUGCGGCGAAGGCCCCGAACUCGCCACAAAUCGAAGCCGCGGCCGUGUCCCUGCCCCUUGGCUCUGUGGGGCACCAUGCCGCACCUGCUCAGGAAGCGGAGGAGUUGCCCAGCUGGUGGCCAAAGGGCAGCUGA